Messenger RNA from Clarias gariepinus (North African catfish), 1921 nucleotides. RefSeq names its product arylsulfatase B. The transcript is spliced from 8 exons. Lineage: Eukaryota; Metazoa; Chordata; Actinopteri; Siluriformes; Clariidae. The record is from RefSeq and is a predicted model, not a curated record. The coding region runs from base 190 to 1770 and encodes 526 amino acids.
GAUGAAGUUUGGCUCGGAAGUUGUGCCAUACUGGUGCUGCAAAUACGGAUUAAACGGAGCAAAGCGGAGUAUUACCUUUAAGUUUAAACCCGUGUAAAGUGUGCCGUAUAAUGACUGUAGGAUAGUCUCGGUUUUGUGCGUUCGGACAGAAGCGGAAGUGUGGUGGGAGAAGUUGCAGCUGAAGCAGGGAUGAAGGAGUUCAUCGUUCCGCUGUGUGUAUGGUGUGUGUGCGCGCUGUACGUGCACUGUCACUCUCCUCCUCAUGUGGUCUUCAUACUGGCUGAUGAUAUGGGAUUUCAUGAUGUGGCUUAUCACGGAUCUGAGAUUAAAACUCCAGUCCUAAACCGGCUGAGCGCUGCAGGGGUCCGACUGGAGAACUACUAUGUCCAGCCGCUGUGUACUCCAUCCAGGACCCAGCUACUGACAGGGAGAUACCAGAUCCACACGGGGAUGCAGCAUCAAAUUAUCUGGCCUUGUCAGCCUUACUGUGUUCCUCUGGAUGAGAAGCUGCUGCCGGAGCUAAUGGCGGAGACGGGUUACUCCACCCACAUGGUGGGCAAGUGGCACCUGGGCAUGUACCGCAAGGAGUGUCUGCCCACUCGCCGAGGUUUCCAGUCCUUCUUCGGGUAUUACACAGGAUCAGAGGAUUAUUACACUCAUCAGCGCUCUUACUUCAUUACCCCACUGAAUGUGACACGCUGCGCUCUGGACCUCCGGGACGGAGAGGACCCAGCACCUAUGUAUAGCGGAGUGUAUUCUACUGAACUCUUCUCAGAGAGAGCAAUCAACAUAAUACGCAACCAUAACACAAAAACACCUCUGUUUCUGUACUUAGCUCUGCAGGCAGUUCAUUCUCCUUUACAAGUGCCAGAGCGCUACACUAAGCCUUACAGCUUCAUUAAGGACAUUUCACGCAGGCAUUAUGCAGGAAUGGUGUCGGCUAUGGACGAAGCGGUCGGGAACAUUACCAAGGCACUAGAGGAUGCAGGGAUUUGGAACAACACCAUCCUUGUCUUCUCAACAGAUAACGGGGGUCAGACACUGUGCGGUGGAAGUAACUGGCCCUUGCGUGGUAGGAAGUGGUCCCUCUGGGAGGGCGGAGUCAGGGGUAUCGCCUUUGUCACUGGACCACUAGUGGAGCGACCUGGUAGUGUGAGCCGAGAGCUCAUACACGUCUCCGACUGGCUGCCCACUCUAGUGAGUGUUGCUGGAGGAUCGACCAAUGGGACGAAGCCUUUAGAUGGGUUUAACGUAUGGGACACUAUCAGCAAAGGAAAAGCCUCUCCGAGACAGGAACUGUUACACAACAUCGAUCCUCUUUAUGUCGACAUUGCCUCAUGUCCAGGAAAAACUGCAGGAUCUGAACAAGAGCUGCUUGACUCGUUUAAUAAAGACGCGUUAAGAAGAAACUUGUUAAGGACGGGGUCUCCUUCUGUGCCACGCUUUAACGUCUCCAUGCAUGCUGCUAUUCGCUACAAGAACUGGAAGCUCCUGACUGGAUAUCCUGGUUGCCCUUUAUGGUUCCCUCGUCCAGAUGAGACGGGAGGUGGAGUCUCAGAUGAUAUUCCGCCCCUCAAGCAGGUGAUGCUGUUUGACAUCGAAGUUGAUCCUCAAGAGAGAAAUGAAAUUUCCCAUCAACACCCCAAAAUCGUGAAUUUCUUGCUAAAGAGAUUAGAGCAGCUGCAGGAGGGGGCACAGCCCAUCAACUUUCCCCCCGACGACCCCAACUGCGACCCCCAAUCCACCGGUGCCUGGGGGCCAUGGCAGUGACCUGUUACUACGACUAUUGUUAAUGUUUAAUAGAAUGAUAAUGAUAAUUAGCAUUAUUGGACGUUCUAUGACAAUCAUCUAAUAAUUAUAAUAAUCAUCAUCAUUACAUUAAACAAAAACAAAAAAAGUGUCAAAAAAGGGAUCUCAACCA